Molecule: messenger RNA, 3446 nt
Organism: Astyanax mexicanus (Mexican tetra)
Lineage: Eukaryota; Metazoa; Chordata; Actinopteri; Characiformes; Acestrorhamphidae
Gene: slc16a7
Product: solute carrier family 16 member 7
Exons: 5
Coding region: 124-1617 (497 amino acids)
Biological process (GO): transmembrane transport; monocarboxylic acid transport
Cellular component (GO): membrane
Molecular function (GO): monocarboxylic acid transmembrane transporter activity
Source: RefSeq, a predicted model, not a curated record
UUGUGUUAUUUCUGUCGUGAAAACUGCUGAGCAGCUACAGGCUUCAUUAAAUCCCGCCCCCUGCUACAGCCAGCCAUCUGAGAGAAACAGGAGAAAAAGACAACAUGGCACACCAGGACCACAAUGCCCCCUGCGACUACUACUAACCUGGGCUACACUCCUCCUGAUGGAGGCUGGGGGUGGGCAGUGGUGUUUGGAUCCUUCAUCUCCAUCGGCUUUUCCUACGCCUUCCCCAAAUCCCUCACCAUCUACUUCAAGGAGAUCCAGGAGUACUUCUCCAUCUCCUACAGUGAGAUCGCAUGGGUUUCCUCCAUCAUGCUCGCCACCAUGUAUGCAGGAGGACCUGUAAGCAGUAUCCUGGUUAAUCGCUAUGGCAGUCGGCCAGUGGUCAUGGUUGGUGGGCUCCUGGUUGGAGUCGGUAUGGUGGCUGCUUCUUUCGGCACCACCAUAAUGCACCUGUACAUAUGUGUGGGAGUGAUUGGAGGUAUUGGUCUUGCUUUCAACCUUCAGCCAGCCCUGACUAUCAUUGGGAAAUACUUCCAUGUGAAGAGACCUAUUGCAAAUGGUUUGGCUAUGGCUGGAAGUCCUGUAUUUUUGUCCACUCUGGCUCCACUUAACCAGUUCUUGUUUGACACCUUUGGCUGGCAAGGGAGCUUCUUUAUCCUGGGAGCGAUAGUGCUGAACUGCUGUGUGGCUGGAGCGUUGAUGAGACCCAUUAAUGUUAAAGCAAAGCCAGCUGUGAGCCAGAGUUCUGGAGGUGAUAGAUCAGCUGGUGAAGUGGGUGAAGGAGAGGGGGAUGUGGACCCUCAGGCAGUUGGCCUGGUCAGUGAGAAGCAGCAGCCUAAGCAGGGAGGAUGUGCUGCACGAGUUAAUCAGUUCAUCGACUUGUCUCUGUUCAAACACCGAGGCUACCUCAUCUAUCUGGUGGCGAAUGUGGGGAUGUUUUUUGGCUUCUUCGCACCGGUCGUCUUCCUGGCCCCUUAUGCCAAGCACCAGGGUAUUGACGAGUACUCUGCAGCCUUCCUGCUCUCCAUCUUUGCCCUGGUGGACAUGGUGGCUCGACCAGGGACCGGCCUGGUGGCCAACACCAAAUGGAUUCGGCCCAGGAUACAGUACUUCUUCAGCUUCUCUGUAAUGUACAAUGGGGUGUGUCACCUAAUGUUACCCAUGCUGCCUGGGUACACAGGUCUGGUGGUGUAUGCCGUGGUCUUCGGGCUGGCAUUUGGAAUGGUGUGUGCUCUCCUAUUCGAGGUUCUGAUGGAUUUAGUGGGAGCCCAGAGGUUCUCCAGUGCAGUCGGCCUCGCCACCAUCAUAGAAUGCUGCCCUGUUCUACUGGGGCCUCCAAUUUCUGGUGCACUGGUGGACGUCUUCAUGGACUACAAGUACAUGUACUACGCGUGUGGCGUUAUGAUGCUGGUCCCUGGAAUCUUUCUCUUCAUCAUGAACUACUUUAACUACAGAUGGCAGGAGCAGGAAGAGCGGCAGAAGAAGCAGGAAGAGGCGCAGAUGGGCUCAGCCAGAGAACUCACUGCUAUGGAGGAGGCCACUGCUGCUCAGCCUGGCGUUAAACUCAGUCAGGCGGAGGAGUUUAGAGACUCAGAGAGCAAAGAGGAUUAAUAUGCUUACUUGUUUAGAAUGAUGCUUCAUUUAGACUGGAUGUAUUACAUUAUACAAACUAUAAAAUCCUUUAUUUUACCAAAAAUCGACAGUGUGCGUUAAAAUUCAGUGUGUUUUAUGUAUGAAUUUUACUAGUCAGGUUGUAAGCGUUAUAUAGGAGAUUCAGUGAAGUUUCUCCAGCACUAAGGAGCAUUAGCAUUAGCAUUAGCCGCUAACCUCACGCUAGCUCUUUUGUCAUUCAGAAGCCUGUAAAUCAGACUGUAGUCCGUGUGUUUACCAUGUUAAAACAAGCUACGUGGGAUAAAAAGCUAGCUCAUUGUUGCCUGGCUUUCCAGAACACUUAGGGUUCCUCAUUGUAGCACUGUCGCCAGCUAGUGCUGCGCCAGCUAGUGCUAAUGGCCAGUGUUAUGUUACUGUAAAUAAACGGAAGAGCUUUACUCACCCAAAUAAACAGAGUUCAGGAAAGAAAUCUGUAUAGAUUAACAGCAUGGCACACUGUUGUCGCUUAAAAUGUGCCUUUUAAUCCGGUGCACCUUGUGUAUGAAAAUAGACCAGAAAAUAGACGUUUAUUGAAAGUGCGCCUUAUAAUACAGGUUGCCCUGUAGUCCGUAAAAUACAGUAUUUUAAUGUAAAUCUAUUGUAGAAUGCAUCAAUAUAGUGUCACUGUUGUGCAAAAAUUUGUAUCUCCAUUUUUGUGUUUUUUUUCUUGUCUUGAGUCCUAGUGGACAAUAUUGGGAGGUUGAGUCUCAACCCUCCCACCCUAAAGCAUUAAAAAUCAUUUGGCAUUUACUGACUAGCAGCCGCCACAAAAUUUUGGCAGCUGUUGUAACGUGAGUAAAGUUUUGUAAAAUGUUGAUACUACUAAGUUAUCAAUAAAGAUUUUUGACUUUUACUUUCAACAUCAGAAUUUUUAGACAGCAGUAACUUCAAGUAACAAUCCACAAAAUGCUACAAGCAUAUUUAAGGUAUGGUCUCUGUCUAGUUUACAUUAUGAUGGUAGGUGCUCAAAAUAACUAAAAAGCACAACACUAACGCUGCAAAAAAAAAACUUGCUUAACAAACCUACAGUCCUUACUUAUUAGCCAAAAUGAAAUAUCAAGGAAACCCCAAAGUAUCAAGGGAGCACUCUUGUGUCACAGUAGGGGUGAUUAGUUAACGUAAGUAAAGUUAAGCUAAGUAAACAAAACUGUAACAAAAUAAGACUUUCUUUUAAAUUCAAACAAGUGCUGGAUGUUAAUCCACGCGAAAACUGUUUAUUUGGGUGAGUAAAGCGCUUCCGUUUAUUUACAGUAAGCUUAGAUUCUUAAAUUUCUCCAGCACUAAGGCUGGAGUAUUAGCAUUAGCAGCUAACUUCACCAGCAGUGCUAACCGGGGUUAGCAGCAGGCUACAUGCCAAUAAUACUUCCCUCUGAAUGGGGAAAUAGCGAGUGGGGUUAGUGGCUAAUGCUAAUGGUACCUCGGUGCUGGAGAACUUAACUGAAACUCCUGUAUAAAGCCAAACUUCAGUGGAGUAGCUUUACUGCUUCUUACAACCUGACUGGUAAAAACUUCAUACAUGAGACGCACCUGAUCAUAAGGUGAACUGACUAUUUUUGGAAAAAUUAAAGAAUUUUACGUGCACCUUAUAGUGAGAAAAAUAUGGUAAAAAAGAGAUCCGAGUUAACCACACAAUGCAAAGACAGAAAACUUUCAACAUUUAUUAUGAAUAAAUAUUUAUUAAUAUUUAUUUGACACCUUAUUUGGCAACGCUCUCAAAGUAAGCCUGUCUUGUUUAGCAAGUGGAAUGUACAUUGCUCUCUACAAGCAAUAAAUUAAAUUUUUUUUGUUGA